UGCGCAAUGCCGUCCGCGCGGUCCAGUCGAGUCGCGCACUUCGAGGACAUACAUACUUGUCACGCUUUUGUGCUAACGAGAUACAAUCGUACGUAAAGGUUAGAACAUCGAUUCUUACUUUGUGAAUUAAAAACUCGAAACUUGUCGAAGUGAGAAGUAAGUGAGUCUCGACAAUGGCGGCGGUGAAGAAGGCGAUAGCAAUGAGGCAACUGGACUCGAUGUUCGGGACUAUGACCUUAGAGGGCGAGGGUCGCCAUUCCCCAUUAGUCAGCUCGACCAUCGAGCACGACCCGCAUUGCGACGUCCACGGUCGAUGCAGCACCCCUUACAGAUCGUCGCUGUACCUCCACAGUAGGGAGUCAACCCCUGGAUUCAGAGAGUCUGUAUCGCCGACCAACGGACUCAUUAUCAGGCGUAGGGGAUCGCUCGUUAUACCGGGAUCGCCUUCGCGAGACAUCGAACACCCUUCGACAUUCCCCAGCACUCUACGCAGAGAGCGCCACAGUCCCUCCCAAACGCCUCCAAGGAGAGACACCCCAAGCCCUACACAAAGAUAUAGUUCAAAGAGGCAUUCGAUGGGAUCAUUCCCGAAUUUAUCAAGAAGCAACAUCGUGAAUUAUAACCGACGAGAUUCCCUCAACAGUACUGGCAUAAGAGAUAUGAAGAGAGACUACGUCGUCGGUUCCCUCAACUCUCUAUCAAGAAAGAGCUCGAUAGAUACGAAAAAAUCAUCAACCGAUUCUUUAGAUAUGUGGCAGUCUACUUGGGACUUUGAUCGACAUAAAAGUAAUUCAUCACUGGCGUCUGAUGAAAGACUGUCUUGCGGACACAAUAAGGUAACUAUAUUGAACAGUACUUCACUGUUGUCUGUGUGAAAUGUAGGCCCUUGUACAUGCUGGACCAGUGCACUUGGACCAACUUUUACAUCACUACUUGGCGUAUUUUGCUCGUUCACACAAUAAUUGGUAUACAUUGGCCCAGUGCGUUGGUCCAAUGUUUACUAGUACCUUAGUAAAUAACAUACGA
Molecule: messenger RNA, 1026 nt
Organism: Maniola jurtina (meadow brown)
Lineage: Eukaryota; Metazoa; Arthropoda; Insecta; Lepidoptera; Nymphalidae
Exons: 2
Coding region: 174-875 (233 amino acids)
Source: RefSeq, a predicted model, not a curated record